AUGCUGCUAUGCCUUCAGUUCACUUCAGUUCUUGGAGUUUGGUUGGCAACGGCCGAUGAUGUAUAUGUUACCCGACAAUGUGACCUUGUCCAAACACAGCCACACAAUGAGGAUUAUGCGGACAGCAGCAUGGCCACAUCAUCUGCAAGAAUUACAAGGAACGUGGAGCAUGAUGUCUGUUCAUCUAUCCUGAAAGAGAGGUUGGGAGAGUUGGUAGGGAAUGAUGGGCCAUUUGUUUCCCCAUAUUCUGUGCUGAUUGGUUCAUGCCAACAAAGAUUUUGUCACGACCAUGGCUUUUUAUCAGCCCACUUCUGCCUGACAACCAACCCAGUGGGCUUGAAAGCUACAUCUCUCUUUUCUAGGGCCCCAGUUUGGGGAACUGCACGUGCUAGCUGA
Molecule: messenger RNA, 396 nt
Organism: Ilex paraguariensis (yerba mate)
Lineage: Eukaryota; Viridiplantae; Streptophyta; Magnoliopsida; Aquifoliales; Aquifoliaceae
Source: the annotation of a GenBank genome assembly